Entamoeba histolytica HM-1:IMSS is the source of this 597-nucleotide messenger RNA. RefSeq names its product ras-related protein Rab-1A, putative. The transcript is spliced from 3 exons. The coding region runs from base 1 to 597 and encodes 198 amino acids. Gene Ontology annotation, molecular function: GTP binding; GTPase activity. Lineage: Eukaryota; Evosea; Mastigamoebida; Endamoebidae. The record is from RefSeq and is a predicted model, not a curated record.
AUGGAAGAUGAUAGAGAUGUUAUAUUACUUAAAGUCUUAUUAAUUGGAGAUAUUUCAGUUGGAAAGACAUCACUUUUAUUAAGAUAUUGUGAUUCAACAUUUAGUACAACAUAUAUUACAACAAUAGGUGUUGAUUUUAAAGUUGCUACAAUGAAAAGAAAUGGUCGUACAAUCAAAAUGCAAAUUUGGGAUACUGCUGGAAGUGAAAGAUUUAGGUCUAUUGUUAAUAGUUAUUAUAAAGCAAGUAAUGGCUGUUUUUUAGUUUAUGAUAUUACUGAUGCAACAAGUUUUAAUAAUGUAAUGAUGUGGUAUACAGCUUUAAAAGAAGAAUGUCCUGAAUGUGAAGUUAUGUUAAUUGGAUCGAAGUCAGACCUUUCCUAUAGAAGAUGUGUUCAAACACAAACUGCAAUGGAAUUUGCAAAACAACAUCAAAUGAGUUUUUUAGAAACUUCAGCUAAAGAAGGAAGUAAUGUUACAUUAAUGUUUCAACAAUUAGUAGAUUUAAUGUUAAAAAAUAAAAUACCACCAUCUCCAGACAAAAACUCUUCUAUUUCUUUUUCAAAACCAUUAACAGAAUCAAAAAAUUCUUGUUGUUAA